AUGAUGCAGCAGCAGAGUGCUGGCGCUGGUCGCGGCAUGAUGAUGGGCCAGACACAAGGUGGUGGCUACAUGGGUAUGCCGAAUGUGCCUUCGCAGUCCGGGCCCACAGCGCCCGUUUCGUUGCUCCACCAAUCGUUCAGGAAUCCUAAUUGGCCACCGAAUUUCAUCACUCCGGAUAAUGUGCUGGAUUAUUUCUGCGAUCCGGGCAAUGUGUUCUACGAUGUCUCCUCGUGUAAUCAGCACAUCAAAAUGCAGAAUCUCAAUCGGCCGUUGCACGAAUGUCUGCAGUCGAUGCAGGGUAUACAGUAUACGGUUGUUGGAGCAUGCCCUCCACUCUAUGUGAUUUUGAAACAGCGAAGAAACAGCCCAACAAAUGAUUCACUUCGUAUGGCGCUCGAGCAGGCUCGACAGUACUGCAGGUAUAGUGCCGGCAGAGGCUAUUAUUGGGAGUUUAAAGAGUCUGAGGGCGAAACUACUAAAAAAGCACCAAAAGAAGAGGAAAAACCGCAGCUGGCUCGAAGUACAUAUUAUCACCGCACAAGAACAGACCCAAUGCUGAGAGAACUUUUUGCGAAAUUCCCUCCGCCCGACAACAUUGUAUGCUUUUUUCUCCCUAAAGCCGAUGCGACCGCAGCUGGUGGCUCUGCUGCUGAUAAAUCGGCACCAACUGCAUCCGCCACUGGUCAGGAUGCGAAACCAACCGAAGAUGCGUCAUCGGCUGCGCAGAAAGCAACGUUUGCCUCACCGUCGAGUGUCCCGAUGAUUCCUCCUCAUCGAAGCACGGGCGAAGCUUCAGGAGGUCCACUAAGUUUUCCGGGAACUGCGGCACCGCUGUCAACGCCGGCUAACCCGCCGCAGGAAACUGAUUUCAAGCGUUUUAAAACAGGUUGA
Molecule: messenger RNA, 891 nt
Organism: Gongylonema pulchrum
Lineage: Eukaryota; Metazoa; Nematoda; Chromadorea; Rhabditida; Gongylonematidae
Source: the annotation of a GenBank genome assembly